AAGCCACUAGUUUAAUUUCGAUUUCAGAUUUUAAAGCUACAAGACAAGCACUUGAAGUCGUGCAGACCAAAAUGUCGGUAUACAGAGGGAGAAAGGCUCAUAAGAUAUUCAUUAUGUCAAAAAGCUCGUGUCAUAGGAUGCGGGUUGUGUUUUCUUUUUCUUGGAUAAUGAUCGACCGACUCAAUGGACAUGAUGCUGAUGGUCUACAUUAGUUGCUCAUACUGUUUGUACAGCAAGGCGAUUCUAUCUCAAAGGGGCAUCAAGGAGGUUUAACGUAAUGGAGAAGGGCUCAAAGAGUAAUUGCAGAUCAGCAUCUCACAAGCUCUUAAAGGACAAGGCAAAGAACCGUGUGGAUGACCUGCAAGGGAUGUUUAUGAAUCUGCAGGAUGCGAGGAAAGAAAGCCGCUCAAUUGAUGCGGCAGUCCUCGAGGAGCAGGUCCAUCAGAUGCUCCGUGAAUGGAAAGCUGAGCUUAAGGAGCCCUCUCCAGCGUCAUCUUUGCAACAAGGUGGUAGUCUUGGGUCGUCUGAAAUUUUUCGGUUGCUGCGGCUCUGUGAGGAGGAAGAUGAUGCCACUAGUACAUUAACUGCACCUAAGCCUGAGCCUAGGGAACAGAACCUUCAGGCGGGAGAUAAUGUGGUCUUGCAUGAGGUAUAUGUUGUGAAUAUUGGGCAGCAGGAACAUGGCUUUCCACUGGUAGAGCAAUGCAAAGACUCUCCUCUUGGAGUUGACAACAUGGCUGCUAAUAAUUUCGGAAGGACUAAUCAGUUGGAUUACCACAACUUUGAUUUGCAUCAAGACAUUGAGCAGCAAUUCUAUGGUGGUUUUGAUGUUUCGGGUUUCUGUGUUGAGGAUGCCAUGCCUCAUGUUUCUAGCUAUCUACCAAGUAUAUGUCCUCCCCCGUCUGCUUUCUUAGGCCCAAAAUGUGCACUUUGGGAUUGUCCAAGGCCUGCUCAAGGGUUGGAUUGGUGUCAGGACUACUGCAGUAGCUUUCAUGCUGCACUAGCAUUGAAUGAAGGUCCCCCCGGAAUGAGUCCAGUUCUACGACCUGGUGGCAUUGGCCUGAAGGAUGGUCUUCUGUUUGCUGCUCUUAGUGCAAGGGCUCAGGGAAAAGAUGUUGGCAUUCCAGAAUGUGAGGGAGCUGCAACUGCUAAGUCUCCGUGGAAUGCUCCUGAACUUUUUGAUCUUGCAGUCCUUGAGGGGGAAACAGUUAGAGAGUGGCUCUUCUUUGAUAAACCCAGAAGAGCAUUUGAGAGUGGGAACAGAAAGCAGAGGUCUUUGCCCGAUUAUAGUGGGCGUGGUUGGCAUGAAUCAAGGAAGCAAGUGGUGAAUGAAUUUGGAGGGCUUAAGAGAUCGUACUAUAUGGAUCCACAGCCAUUGAGCCACUUUGAGUGGCACCUUUAUGAAUAUGAAAUCAACAAGUGUGAUGUCUGUGCCCUGUAUAGACUGGAACUAAAGCUUGUCGAUGGUAAAAAGAGCACAAAGGGGAAAAUAUCACAUGAUUCAGUUGCUGAUCUGCAGAAGCAGAUGGGAAGGCUCACUGCUGAAUUUCCCUCUGACAACAAGCGGUCCAUUAAAGGAAGGACCAAAGUUAGUGCAAAGGCUGAACUUGGAAAUCCCUACCCGGUUCCAAAUCGAGUAGCGUCAGGUAAUGAAACAUUUGAUUAUGGCCUAGGUCCACAGUAUGAUUAUGGUGUUGAGAAUUUAAGUGAGUACUAUCUGACGUGAUUGAAAUAGACAAGAAAUCAUUCCAUAGUAGUUGCAGUGGAAGCAUUUCACCAUUAAGUGUUUAGAUUUACUUCAGCUUUCAUUCUCAAUAACACGGAGUUGAGUUGGGCUCGUUAUACAGCCACAUAUAUUUGUUGAUAGUUUAGUGUGGCAUGGGAGUUUGGCAUUACUGUCCUGGUUGCUGGAUCAGAUACGAACAUCGGGACGAUUAUCGGAAGGGAUGCAGCUGUUUUUAUUCGGUCUGCAUUUCUUAACUAAUUACAGAAUGCUGAACACCAGAAACUAGUCUAAUUGAAUUCGAUGUGGUGUAGCACUAUAUUGCUUUACUAUUUUACGUACAUACUGAAUAUGUUGGCAGCAUGUCUGCCAGUAGAAGAUAAUUUUAGUUUGUACCCUCUCCUUUCACUGAACAUGAGAUUAUAUGUCAAUGGUCAAAAUUCAACUCUUUGGCCUAAUAUUUGUUGACC
Molecule: messenger RNA, 2193 nt
Organism: Tripterygium wilfordii
Lineage: Eukaryota; Viridiplantae; Streptophyta; Magnoliopsida; Celastrales; Celastraceae
Product: transcription factor VOZ1-like
Exons: 6
Coding region: 278-1726 (482 amino acids)
Biological process (GO): positive regulation of long-day photoperiodism, flowering; regulation of DNA-templated transcription
Source: RefSeq, a predicted model, not a curated record